Molecule: messenger RNA, 996 nt
Organism: Salvia miltiorrhiza (redroot sage)
Lineage: Eukaryota; Viridiplantae; Streptophyta; Magnoliopsida; Lamiales; Lamiaceae
Product: transcriptional regulator SUPERMAN
Exons: 1
Coding region: 129-815 (228 amino acids)
Source: RefSeq, a predicted model, not a curated record
CCUAUUUUAACCAGCUGCCUUCAUCUUUUUCUUGGAGGCCAUUAUAUCAUAUCAUAUCAUCUCUUCUUUCUUUUUCAAUUUUUUAAUCAACUUCGCAUUUAUUUUAACCUUUAAAUGUUACUUGUCUCAUGGCUACCGAUUUCGGACUCACGUCCCUAACCCCCUCCCCAAAAUCAAACCAACCCCAAACACAUAUCAUGAUGUGGAACAACAACAACAACAGUAACAACAAUCACAAUCAGAAGUCACCGGACGACGACGAUGACUCCUGGGAAGUCCGGGCGUUCGAGGAGGACACGACGGGCAACCUGCUGGGCUGCACGUGGCCGCCGCGCUCCUACACGUGCACAUUCUGCCGGAGGGAGUUCCGCUCCGCCCAAGCCCUCGGCGGCCACAUGAACGUGCACCGCCGCGAUCGUGCCAGGCUGCACGAGAUGCCGCCGCUCGCCCCCUCCCCUCCGCCCCCAAUACUUAUCCAAACGGGCCACGAAUUCGUCGCCAAUGGAUUGUGCCUUCUCUACCCUUUACCUAACCCUAAUUCCAUCAUAUUCCCAAAUCCAUUACCCAUCGAUUACUCAUCUCCCAUCCAACAUUUAGCCACGAAUAUACCCACCGAAACGGCACCCAGCAGCGUCGUUUCCUCCGUCUGCCACUCCACAAACACGGAACCAUCUGCAUCAAACAGCAACGACGAGAACAACAACAACAAUAACGACAACAGUCGUAGCCCGGGUGAAAACACCAAGGACUUGGCCGGCGAGGAAGAGCUCGACCUAGAACUCCGUCUGGGGCGGAGACUGCCUCCACCGCCAUGACGGAGGCCAUAAAUCUGUGAUUUUACUUGUACGCAUUUUUUCCUUCUUUUUUUUUUCUUCUUCUCUGGCAAGAUUUUACAGAAUUACCUCAACUUUUUGCAGUCUUGUUGAGCACUGUUUCAUUGAUUUUUUUUGUAUGGUAAAGUGAGAAACGAAGAUUUGGUAAGUUUUGGAUAAAGGA